Molecule: messenger RNA, 3070 nt
Organism: Limulus polyphemus (Atlantic horseshoe crab)
Lineage: Eukaryota; Metazoa; Arthropoda; Merostomata; Xiphosura; Limulidae
Product: alpha-(1,6)-fucosyltransferase-like
Exons: 9
Coding region: 276-1580 (434 amino acids)
Biological process (GO): protein N-linked glycosylation
Molecular function (GO): alpha-(1->6)-fucosyltransferase activity
Source: RefSeq, a predicted model, not a curated record
CUCACUGUGGCCUCAGUGUACCGAUCAAGCUCUAAAAAUAUCGUUAGGACACUCGCCCGCACGUAUGAAAAUGUUCUAUCAACAAGUACCUUCUGGAUAACGAAAAUCAAAUCAGAGUUGCCUCAGACAAGGUAGUUGUCCCAAGUCUUCAGUCAGAAAGCUCCAGAAGACACGCUAUCUUUACUGUGAAUGAACUGUGGUAUUAUUUUAUAAGCCGAACCGAAGCUCUCCAAAAACGGAUAUCUAACGUGAUAGCCAAGGACCUCAUCAGGAAGAUGAUGGAUAACAUGGGAGAUUUUCGGCGGGUGAUUUUGUCGGAAGUAAAUAAAAUGGGUGAUUCAGACAAACGUGAAAUCUGGCGGGAAAACGAGAUGAAAGAAUUAUCAGAUUUGGUGCAGAAAAGAAUUCAUGUUCUACAGAAUCCACAGACGUGCAAGAUGAAGCAAACACUGAUUUGCAAUCUAACUAAUCCCUCUGGUUUUGCUUCUGGUAUUCAUGAUGUCCUCUGGUGUUUUGUGAAGGCCUAUCACACAAAUCGAACUCUGGUUCUUAUUUCCAAACAUUGGCACUAUGCUCCUGACCAGUGGAAUUCUGUAUUCCAUCCUCUAAGCCCCGUGUGUGACGAGCUUAAGAAAACAAAAAAGAAAAGUUAUCUUCCCGGAGAAAAUGAUUCCAACUUUAGAAGUCUGAUGGGAGCUCUACCAACUGAUAUUGCUUUUCGUUUAAUGCUAGCACACGGCAAACCACUAGCUUGGUGGUAUGGCCAGUUUCUAAAGUACAUUCUUCGACCGCAAGAGGGACUUUUGAAAAAUGUACAGACGGUCAGAAUGUCAAGUUAUGAACACCCGAUUGUUGGGAUUCACGUGCGACGCACGGAUAAGAUAGGAAAUGAGGCAAGUUUUCACCCAAUAGAGGAGUACAUGUUGCAUGUUGAUGACUUUUAUAGACGUUUGGCGCUUGUGAAAAACGUGAACGUUCGUCGAGUGUUUGUUGCAACGGAUGAUCCUAAAGUACUGAUCGAGUGCAAAAAGAAAUAUCCCAAUUACGUAUUCGUGUUCAACUCAGAAGCUACGGCCACCGCUAAUAACGAAAAAACUCGAUAUAGUAAUUCUUCUCUAGUAGGAGUAGUAACGGAUGUGUUUCUUCUGGCUCAUUCGGACUUCCUUGUCUGUACUCUCUCCUCAGGGCUCUGUCGAGUGGCAUACGAACUGAUGCAGACACUUCACCCAGACGCCUCAGCCAUGAUCCGGUCACUGGACGUGGACCACCACUAUGCUUGGGUUUUACCCCCAGCUCGUGUAGCAGUCUACAAGCACGUCGCACAUUCUAAAAAAGAAAUGGCUCUUGAAGCUGGAGAUACGAUUUACAAGAAGAAUGCAUAUGAUGUUCUUGAUGAAGCCCUUCACAAAAGAUCGUGGGAUGGUUAUUCUAUCGGAACUAAUUCUAGAACAAAACUUUCUGCAGCCUUCCUCACUUACAAAACUAUACAACAGUACCCUUCGGUUAUUGAUUUUCCUAAAUAUCCUGAUUAUAACGUUUCACUUCCACCUUUUGACUUUGAUAACUUAGCUAGUUCGUGAUAAUUUAAAAUUAUUUUAAAACUUCUCACAAUAUACAUCUCUGUAUAAACGUUUUAAUUUGUAGCCCGAUUUUGUGUUUAACCCUAGCUGAAUUCAGUUUUCUAACUUACAAUGUGUUAUUGAUACACCGAGUAUAUAUAUAUAUAGCAAGCACUAUAAGUACAGUUGUGGUAUAUUUGUGCCUAAAAAUGCCUUCCGAAAAAUUAAAAAUAAACAAGCGUAAUGAUUAUGGAAAAAAAUAUUUCAAAAAUCAAAGAAAUGCAUACACUGUUCACAAUAUUUAUAUUUUGUAACAAGAGUUCUGCACCUAAUGAGAUGAGGUUAUCCAGUGCUAUUGCCAACUGAUGCCUUUUCAGGGAGGUACAGAUGAGCCUCACUCACCUCUGCAGAUACCGCCAGGCCUUUUUGAUGUCUUCCUGUAUAGUUAGAACACUGACAGACAUUUGCGUUGACUACCCUUGUCCUGACCUCUUACUCGUUUAUUCUGCAAAUAUCUAAAACAGGCUUCACUCCAGUUGGCUGUUCAGGCUUGGUAGUUGUGUAUAUUUCUCCAUCUUACUAAGAUCAAGUCUUGUUGGAAACUUCCUUGGAGAGUUCUUUGGCAACUUAAAUGUGGUUGAUGACAACAUCUGGCAAGAGUGGCUCCAUGAAAUUAUGGGUUCCAUUUUGGCAAGAGAAAAUGUUGUUCCUUCAGUCGCUCCUUUCCAAACUUCACGGGGUUACAGAUGAGUGACAACGGGUCAAUUAUUAACUUCUCCACUUGGCUCAAGUUUAAACUUUUUCUUUGUAUAACAUGUAUGAUAGCUUGAUUACAUGUAACUGUACACAUCUUUCAUGUGAUACUAAUUUGUCCUGCGCCAUUAUAUAGUUCAUUCUUUUACGUUGACAGUGAUACUAAUAGUGGAAUUUGGCUCUUAGGACCUGCUCAUGAAUGACAGAUGGUCUUUGCAGCUCUCAUUAUCUUAGCUGGGAACUUUUUCGAGGAUGAUGUUAAAUGAAUGUUGAAUGUGUUCUCUUCCAUUGGAAUGUCCUCCAACAUCAAGACAUUUGGAGGACAUUCCAUUUAACUGAUCCAACAAUAACAAGAGGUGAGACAACAAGAAUAAGGUACAAUUCAUUAGGCAAGUCCAAAAUGUCAGUGGGAUUGCUGAUGGGUUCUCAUUGAAAAUCUAUGGUUUCAGCGCUCUUUGUAUCAGCAUUAUUUUCUCAAGCUACAAAUCCCUAUUUUGACACCACUAAAAUUGAUAACUACUGUAAACAUGGAGUCAAAAUAAGGAUUAGCUUCAGAAAAUAAUGUAACCUAAAAUGUAGACAUGGAGUCAAGAUAGAGAUUUGUAGCUUGACAAAAUAAUGUAGACACUAUUUUCAGACAAAUUCGUGUACUUUCUUUAAAGUUCCUAGUUGUAGGCUUGAAAAUACAAUCUGUACAUUUUAAUUCAACUUGUUUCUUUCACAACCUCUAUUCACCUUUUAAAUUAACAAAAACAUCG